AUGAAAAUAAUAGAGGACGCUGAUCACAUAAAAUUGCAGCAGGAUAUUGACAGGAUUGUGAAGUGGUCCAUAGACAAUAAGCUGUACUUCAACACGACUAAGUGCUGCGUAUUGUCGUUCAGCCGCGCUCGCUCACCUCGUCAGCAUCAAUACUGCAUAGAGGGAACACCACUAAAACGUGUCACUGAAAUUAAAGAUUUAGGAGUCAGCUUCACAUCCGAUCUAAACUUUAGAAAACAUGUAGUUGAAGUAUGUAAAAAGGCUUACCGCAAUUUAGGGUUUCUGCUACGGCAAGCGCAUCACUUCUCUAACAUCGCAGCUUUGAAAGCCCUCUAUGAGGCUCUAGUGAAAAGCCACUUAGAAGGCAAUGCCGUCAUUUGGUCCCCGUACGAAGACAAGUACAUUAAAAUGCUAGACCGUAUCCAGAACAAAUUUGUUCGUUUCAUAUACCUCAAGAGGUACGGGGUUUACCCAGGUUACCCUUUACUGUAUCCAACGCUAUUUGUUCUGGGUAUGGUCGGAUAUUACAAAUUAGAAGCUAGGAGGGAAGUAGCUUUAGCUACUUAUGUAGUUAAAGUUUUGCGCGGUGAAACGCACAAUCCAGCUGUGCUGCAAGGAGCCAGACUGAGUGUGCCGGACGGGUACGCGGAGCGGCGGCGCCGACCGCCGCUACUGGAGGUGUCGCGCGCGCGCACCAACCUGCUGCGGAUGGCCCCGCUCACGCGGGCGCUGCGGACGCUGAACACGGUCGCAAACACGGUCGAUUUGUUUACGUGCUCAUUGAAUGAGUUCACCAAGGUCACAUAUUGUGUAGCAAGUAAGCUAGAAUAUAAUUUUAUGUAA
Aricia agestis (brown argus) is the source of this 843-nucleotide messenger RNA. RefSeq lists its product as uncharacterized. The coding region runs from base 1 to 843 and encodes 280 amino acids. NCBI's taxonomy places the organism in Eukaryota, Metazoa, Arthropoda, Insecta, Lepidoptera, Lycaenidae. The transcript has a single exon. The record is from RefSeq and is a predicted model, not a curated record.